AUGGGGGCAACCGAAGUCCGAAAGGCAAUCGGCCCCGAUUCCGGCUCGCGCAACCCGAUAGAGAAGUCAUCGUUCUUUGAAUCGCGAGCAGCCAACUUCGCCCACUUCCGUGCCUUCAUCCCUUCUGAGAUGGAGACUUCUGAAUGGAACCGGAGUGGGGUCGUGGAUGCAGACGGAGACGUGGAAUAUUACCGGGAGUGCAUGGAGGCGACGCGAUUCUGGAUCCAACGGGUGCUGCUGCCGAUAGUAGCGGCCGUGGGGAUGGCCGGCAAUAGCCUCUCCAUGAUCAUCCUGACGCGCAAGGAGAUGCGGAGCUCCAUCCAUUGGUACCUGACUGGAUUGGCCGCCUCGGACCUCCUCUACCUGGUCUUCGUCUUCUCCCUGUCGUUCCGGCAUUAUCCCUGGAAUAUGCCACUGUCCUACUGGCAUUAUUACCCAGUGGGACUCUGGCUUUCUGAUUCCUCCAGCAACACUUCCGUGUGGCUGACGGUGUCCUUCACGGUGGAGCGAUACCUGGCCAUGAAGAACCCGCUGAAGGGCAAGGUGUGGUUCACCGAGUCCCGGGCGAAGCGGGUCAUCGCCCUCGUCUACAUCCUCUGCUUCCUCAGCGUCCUCUCGACUCCCUUCGAGUGGCGAGUCCAGGAAUCCCAUCUGGUUCGUGAUGAUCGAGACGAAUCCCAAAUCUCCCUCGUUCUCAGCAGCCUCGGCGCUAAUCCUGGAUACAGGAAGGGAUUCUAUUGGUUCACGGUGACCGUGUUCAUCAUGGUCCCUCUCGCCCUCCUCCUCGUCCUCAACAUCCUCCUCAUCUACCACGUCCACCGGACCUUCCGUCAGAGGACCCUCCUCAUGGCCCACACGGCCAGCCAAGAGAUUCGCGAGAACCGUGUCACCGUCAUGCUCAUCGCCGUGUCCGUCCUGUUUCUCCUCUGCCAGAGUCCGACCGCCUUAGUCCUCAUCUACUCCUCCUUCGACCAACCCGUACCGAACUCUCGCGGCGAUUACAUCCUCAGGAUCUGCGGGAACGUCUUCAAUCUCCUCAUGGCCAUGAAUGCUGCCAUUAAUUUCCUGUUCUACUGUGCCCUGUGCGACCGCUAUCGCAGAGCCUUGAUCAGCAUCUGUCGCGGAACCGUGUCGGGAUUCCGGGAUUCGUCCAGGUGUCAGGAUCAUAGAAGAAAUGUCGGGUCGCCUGGGUUGUCUCCACCUCUGCAAAAUCCCUUUCUGGGAAUCUCAAUUAACGGUGAUCUCAACUCCGAGCUGGGUCACGUGACUGAAGCUCAUCAGUUGACACAAAUUAGGCUGUCAGAUCUGAGGCCUGCCACUUAG
Molecule: messenger RNA, 1323 nt
Organism: Darwinula stevensoni
Lineage: Eukaryota; Metazoa; Arthropoda; Ostracoda; Podocopida; Darwinulidae
Source: the annotation of a GenBank genome assembly